AUGAGCACAUACCUGAAAGCAAACUACGGAGCAUCCCGCUACAGAAGCUUGAGACCGGAGUACCCCCCCAAAUUUUAUGAUUUUAUUUUCGAGCAUUUCUCUGAGAAGCCGAAGCUAGCCGUUGACGUGGGGUGCGGUACUGGGCAAGCUACUGUGGAGGUUGCUAAGCGGGUAGUUGAAGCAAUUGGCAUGGACCACUCCAAGGCAAUGGUCGAGUUAGCCACUGAUAUGAACCAGCUACCAAAUCUGUCGUUUAGAGUGGGCGAUGAUCACGCCUUUGCUACAGAGUUUGCCCCAGACUCUGUAGACCUCGUAACCGUCGCUGAGGCUGCACAUUACUUUGACCUGGAAAAUUUUUACAAGGCUGCACAUACUAUCCUGAAGCCCAAUGGCUUGUUGGUUAUCUGGGGGUACCGAAAUGAUGUUAUUCAGGGUGAACCUGAGGCGACUAAGAUUGUUGCAAAGUACUGCUACGAUCCUGCAUACCUGGGCAGAUACUAUGAUGAAGGUCUCAAGAAGUUCGACAAAUUCUAUGCAGAUUAUAAAAUUCCUAACGAUUUGUUCCGGGAUGUUUUAUACCAUCAAAAUCCUGCAACUACGUUGUCCGAUGACGAGCUUCUCGAGUUGCGACGCACAACAUCCCUACGAGAUUAUCUAGCUUACUUCCGGUCUUUCUCAAGCUACCAAAACUGGUUUGAUGAUCAUUCCGACGCUACCCCAGAGAAUGAUAUCAUAGCACAAAUGACACAGGAGAUUUUGUCUAGCACCGACUUGACAUUGGAUAGUGAGAUUACCAUCAAAUGGCAUACGGUUUACAUGCUGGGUAAGAAUAAAUAG
Molecule: messenger RNA, 837 nt
Organism: Wickerhamiella sorbophila
Lineage: Eukaryota; Fungi; Ascomycota; Dipodascomycetes; Dipodascales; Trichomonascaceae
Product: putative S-adenosylmethionine-dependent methyltransferase CRG1
Exons: 1
Coding region: 1-837 (278 amino acids)
Molecular function (GO): S-adenosylmethionine-dependent methyltransferase activity
Source: RefSeq, a predicted model, not a curated record